AUGUUCGCUCAUGUGACUCGGAAUUCUGGCCUCCGUGGAAAUGUCAGCAGAUGGCGCGCCAAUGCGCCGCCGAAGACGGUGCCGUUGGGAAGCCGCGGCUCGACGACGCGAUCCGAUCAUAAGCGGGACUGCAGCCGGAAUCUGGUUCUUAUCUUAGCCGUAACCAACCUCGCGUUGCUCUUCCUCCACCCACUAUUGACAUUUAGGUCACCAAUUUCCAGUAUUAGUGACGACGACGAUCAGGAUCCAUUCUCGAGAGCCGCUGCUGACGUGGCAUGGCGAUCGAGGCAGAAAAGAAGGGGUUUGUGGAACGCGGCUACGCAACGAUGGCGCGGAGCGGACGGCAUUCAGGCAGAGACCAUCGGAAAGCUCUUAAACGAGGACGCGGAGCGGUUCUCCCUGCCAAUCAAGCGGCGCCACGUCAGCACGGGGCACGGGCUGCAGGGAUUCGUUCUGUACAGCAGCUACCGGCUGAACCUGUCGUCCUUUGUGGUGCUCGGGCUCUCCCCCAUGGCGCUGCACUCGCUGCCACUCAAGGGAGGUGGCAAAGAGGGGCCACGGGGGAAGCGGGAUGACGGGGUGGUGCGAGAUAAAGGGAAUGGGGGAAAUAAAGUGGUGGUACAGGGGAAAGGGGCAGGAAGGGAUAAGGGGGAUGGACGGGGCAAAGGAGCGGGGGAUGGGGGAAGGGUAAGGCAUGGGGGGAAGGCCGGGGUAAAGUGGGCGCAUGCGGUUCACGGGGGGAAGAGUGGGGGUGAAAGGGUGGAGGGGAGAAGAGAGAGUGGGAAGAAGGGCGAGGUGGGGAAGACGGAGGGGAAGAAUGAGGUGAAAAGGGGUGCAGUGGGGUUGAAGGAGCAGCAGCAGGCAUUGCGUCAGACAGGCAAGGAGGUUGGGGGGGGUGGUCGGGAAACGGAAGGAGGGAAGGGAGGAGAGAAGGCAGGGGAAAAGGGUGGAGUAAAGGGAGAAAGCAAGGGAGGAGCGAAAGAAGGAGACAAGGGCGGGGGGAAGGGAGGAGGGAAGGGAGGAGAGGAGAUUGGAGUGAUGGGGAAAGAGAAGGGGGGAGGGAAAGGAGGAGAGAAAGGGGGAAGGGAGAGGCAGGAGGAGAAGAAGGCAGGCGCAAAAGCGAAAGAGGGAAAUGGUGGUGGUUCUGGCAAGGAUGGUACAGGUGCAAGGGGAACAGUGGGCACAGGAAGCGGGGGAGUGGUAGGCGAGGGCUUCAAGAUGCGGUACGAAGCGGUGAUCCUGCAGUGCACGUUGCAGGCGCCCACGGGGCCGAUAUCGGGGGGCCGGCUGGUGAUGGCGGUGGAUGGGCACGAGGCGGUGGUGGUGCAGGAGGAGUCGGGGCAUGAUCUUCCUCACGCCAUGCGCACUCAUGAUUUCCCCCACGCCCUGACGCACUGCUCCUCGCCGCUGUACAAGCCGAUGCACGCCGGCCGGCUGCGCGAGUGGAUGGAUUUCCACCGCGCUGUUCACCGCGUCGACCUCUUCCUGCUCUACGAUGCGGGCGGCGUGGACGGAGCGGUGCGGCACGCUCUGCACCCGCUGCUGGCGGCCGGCACAGUGCAGAUCGCGGAUCUCAGAGAUGCCGCCCGGUUUGAGAGCUACCACCACGCACAGCUCCUAGCGAUGAACGAUUGCAUAUUCCGCACGCGCCACCUCUCGCGCUGGACGCUCUUCCUUGACUUCGACCACUACAUCACCCUCCUCAACGCCCUCACUUACACUCACUUUCCCUACUGCUUCCUUGUUACCCCUCCCACCCUUCAUUCCUCCCCCCUUCCUCAGCUCCUAGCGAUGAACGAUUGCAUAUUCCGCACGCGCCACCUCUCGCGCUGGACGCUCUUCCUCGACUUCGAUCACUACAUCACCCUCCCCAACGCCCUCAUCGCCAAUCGCUACCCUCCCACCACCACUACCACCGCCGCCGCCAUAACCACCACCACUACCACUGCCACCACUGCCACCACUGCCACCACUGCUGCUCCUGCUGCUACUGCUGCUACUGCCCUUCCCAGAACGCUUCUGGCUGACCCGAGCAACAGCAGGGCGCUCUCCUUGCUGGCUUUUCUGGAUGGGAAGGGCCAGGCUGUUGACGCGAGAGGGCAGCAGGAGGGCGAGGAGGGGUGGACGUGGGUGAGCUUUGGAUGCUUCGUCUUCUCCGUCGAUCGCUGUGCUCCUCUGCCCGACAUCAGUGAAGGCGACGAGUGGGCAGUGGAGCGCAUGGUGUAUCGGGACCCUGAGCCCUACUGCAGGGAGAACAGCAGCUACAGCGAUAAGACGGUGUGCCAGAAGGCCGAUGGGCUUCGUAAAUACGCCAUCAACCCGCGCAAAACUCUCGUGGUUCAGAGCAACCGAAUUCUCAAUGCGGAGCCAGGAGGGUACAUAGCACCUACAGGGAGCGUGCGCAUAAACUAUUUCAAGGGGCUUUCGGAACGAGAGCGCAGCACUUGCGAGAUUAUCAUGCCGAAUGCUGAUGUUACCAUUGAUGCCAACUUGACUCAAGAUUACUCCGUUUCGAAUCUAGCCGUUGCCGCUCGCUAUAAAUUAGCUGCUAGCCGCAAUGGGCUAACGUGA
Molecule: messenger RNA, 2571 nt
Organism: Closterium sp. Yama58-4
Lineage: Eukaryota; Viridiplantae; Streptophyta; Zygnematophyceae; Desmidiales; Closteriaceae
Source: the annotation of a GenBank genome assembly